Messenger RNA from Rotaria socialis, 819 nucleotides. The record is from the annotation of a GenBank genome assembly. Lineage: Eukaryota; Metazoa; Rotifera; Eurotatoria; Philodinida; Philodinidae.
AUGAAUACAGGACAAUCUCUCAUAUCAUCGUUUCUACUUACGUUUAUCAUUCAUGGAUUGACAACAGCUGUUAAUACCAAUGAUUUCGCUCGAAUAUUAACACGAACACAUAAUCAAACACUAAAUUUAUCCGAUUCAGCUAUUCUAACAUGUCAUGUUACUAAUUUAGGCAAUCAUCAUGUAACAUGGCUCAAAUAUGAUCGAAAUACUUCCACAUUUUUACCGAUAACUGUUGGCGAACAAGUAUUCCUAGCGGACAAACGCUAUUCUGUUUCGUAUUAUUCUAUAUCACCCGACAAUUCCUAUUGGAAUUUAGAAAUCUAUAAUAUUCAAUUGCCCGACGAAGGCAUCUAUGAAUGUAAAAUAUCAAAUCGUCGUCAAAGUGUAGCGAUUAAAAUUCAUCUUCAUGUACAAAUACCAAUGACUAUCAAACCGUCACGUCUAUAUGUUGAACCGGGCUCAAAUGUUGAAUUAGACUGUAUGAUUUAUAAUGUCAAUACAUCAUCAAUAACAUGGCAUUUUUCUAGUUAUAAUUACACAUAUGAUUAUCAUCAUUACGAUUAUGAUAUUCAUGAAAAAUAUCAACAUGAAAAAAAUAUUUCCAAAUCACAAUUAAUUAUUCGUCAUGCACAGCCGUAUCAUUCUGGAUUAUGGACAUGUACAUAUAAACGACAAAAACGAAGCGCAAGAAUUGUUGUAGAAAAAGGUGCCAUGAAACGAUUGUUAUCGAACAAUGAUUCUUCAUCUAAUGUACAAUGCACAAUAAGUCUCAUCUUAUUUGCACUUCUCCUUGGCCAUCAUAUGACUCAUAGAAUAUAG